Zootermopsis nevadensis is the source of this 3932-nucleotide messenger RNA. RefSeq lists its product as uncharacterized. The record is from RefSeq and is a predicted model, not a curated record. NCBI's taxonomy places the organism in Eukaryota, Metazoa, Arthropoda, Insecta, Blattodea, Termopsidae.
UAACAUUUUAGCCUAAGGAAAGGUACCACUUACGAGAGGGAGGAUAAUAUUAAAAUUGUAAUAAUAAGGAAAUUUUGUGUAAGGGUGUGGAUUGGAUUCAUGUGCCUCAGAAUACGGUCCACUGACGGGAUGUUGUCAACACGGUGAUGAACCUUCGGGCUGGGAAUCUUCAGACUACUUACGCGACAAUCAGCUUCUCGAUAAUGACUGGCAACGAAUAUUAUGUUGUGAAACACAAACAUUUUAUCAGGUACAAGGUAAUGUAACGUUUAAGGAGAUAAAUCGACGAUCAAAUCGAUUUACACUUGAGAUCGUGCGAGUUGUAAAGGUUCAUGGACUUGUAGGUGGACACCAACGUUAGUUAUAACCUACAGGGCUGUUUGUUCAGGGCAGUCGCGCUUGUCGGGGGUAGGUAACAGACGAGAACGGAUCACAAUGGAAUGAUGACUGGCUGGGAAAACCCCGAAAUACUAGGACACACAAACCUGCCCCACUGCCACGCCGUCUACCACAAAUCCCACACGACGUCUUCCAGCAUCUUACCCGGAUCUCCGCGGUGAAAACCCCAACUCAAUUCAUCACUUGAGGUGUUGAUGAAAGGGUGAGACGAGUGAGGGGGUUACUGUUUAGUGAACGGUAAAGAAUCGAAGACGAUUGCGAAAGAAAGUUGUCGGUAAAAUGAGUGUUCUUGAGGUUGUGAAGAUGUAGACGCUGGUGUUCUGGGCGGUAACGCCGUGUGAUAUUACGGGUUGACACAGACGUCCGGGAACUCUAAAGAUGGAUACAAAAGGUUCUCCUGAAACUUUUGUUAUCGAAAUGCAAGUCCUCGCGACAUUACAACCGGCAAGGGGAACAUCAACAUUUAUCAAAGCUUAGGCAUAUUUGUAAAUCUACCGCGAUAAAUUUCAGUAUUUUGAUUUUUUUUUUAUUAGAAUUCUCGUGGAAAUUAUUUUUAUCUUGUACGCAGAAGCGUCAUUUUAUCUGAACUCUAGACGAACACCUGCCCAGUCACCCAGAUCACACUCAAAGUCCUAUUACUGCAGCCACAAACAGCGAACUCAAUUUGACUGAAUUAUCAUGCUGCCGAGAGAGAGAAAGACAGACUUUAAUAAAUAAAUAAAAAAACCUCGUAAAUACAUCGCCUUGUUACUGUGACAUUAGAGUGUAAGAGAUGACCACUACCAUAAUGAUGCUAAUGAUGAUGAUUGUUAUGAUGACGGAAGAUAAUGACGACAACGGGAGGAGUUUCCUCGACCAAGACCUGGCCAGGUAUAUAACAGCUACGUAAUAGACCGAGGAGAGUGAGUCAGUGUACAAGGUAUGAUACGGGCAGGUAGUUGUGGACAUAACCAAGUUGAUCCCGCGACUGAAUGAGAUUCUCGCACGUGUUUUGUUUCAAAGUGGCUGAACUAGAUGUCAGUAAAAACGGGACAAAGAAAUAUCGCUGGAACUGGCAACAGAGUGUCUUAUUGUUCCAACUAUCGAGUUAAGAGUGAAGACGGAACUACAAGACACCGUUCACAACAGCGGAUACGUUCUGUGACCCCUCCCGCCCCUCAUUCUGACCGCCUUUUGCAGAAUGAACAGUGCAGUUGUGUUCGGGGUUCUCGUUGCAUCCCUAGCAGUUCACUCCGAAGGCGGACCAGUGAAUAUCAGAGCAUGGCACCAUCCAUGUGGUCACUCCGUCAGAGCUGACACAAACACCGGUAAACACGCGAGUCGCCACGGACCUUCUAAGCUGCUAAAAGUCGUCAAAACUCAGAUAGGUGUCGCCAACAAGUAUUUCAAGAACGAGGAGAAAAACAUCGUCACCACAUACAAACAGGUUGGAUUGCUUAAGGAAGAACUCUAUCGUUAUGAUUGGUUACCACAGAGGCAGCUUAACUGGUACAAGAACAAGAUACAGUGCCUAGAGAAAUCAGCUAAGGUAAAGAAUGUGCUACAAGUUCUUCACAGCUCCUUGCAAAACUUCUCAGCUACGUUCGAAGAGCUGAGAAAAUUCAACCGGCCUGAAAUUUAUCCAGAAAACAUCGCACGAAUCAGAAAGGGAGUUAUCAAAGGAAUAGCCCAACAUCUCACUCAGGUUCUAUGCGAAGUUGAAUGGGCCCUCGAAAGUCUGAAUAUAUCGAUACCUGACCGAGUAAGAGAAGAUUUCUUUUCGACUGAAGAUAAAUGGGACAGGAGCCCAGAUGCUACAGGAUCCCUAGUUCAAGACUGGGGGGUCAUUUCCUUGUACAAGAAAUUCCUAGGAGAAUGGAAUUUGAUCAUAGGCAAAGUUAUGAAGAAAGGUGUGUGCAAGAAUUCUGAAAGUGUCGGUAAGAGAAAGAAGAAACAGAGACAAUGACGAAUACCUCGGCCCAGUUUUUAAAUUAUGCAUGUCAGUUCGUACAAAUUCGAAAAAAAAAAUCGACACGUUCCAACACGAAAGAGACGUCCGAUGGCAAAUGAUAGCCACCUAUAACAUAAUCUGAUACGCGUAUUAGACUUCUUUGUUCGAAUAACAAAGUAUGGAUUAUGAUCUGACAUUUUAAAUAUUAUAUAAACGACAAUUUACUCCGAGCCCUGAUGAAGCUACUAACUGAAGACUGAGGGUGUGAUGAUUUGUUGCUUGGUCAGAGCUCAAACACGAUUAUAGUUGAAUAUGGAGCUACGGAGGGAUGGUGAUUAACGGAGGAAAACACAAGAACUUGGUGGGGAAAAAGAAAUCUUGUUACAGUGUCGCUUCGUCAACUAUGAAUCUCACUAGAGGUCACCCGGGAUUUAAUCUACGGUAAGAAGCCAGCACCCCUCCGCCCAAGCCCACUCAAGGCCGUAUUUCAGAUAUCGAAUAUCCCUACAGUUAUAAAUUCUGUGUAUACUAAGUAUACACUGUAAUAUCAAUUCCGUCCAUAUAAGGGACAUCAGAUGUCAUUUUGAAAUGUUUCUACACACUUUAAAGUUUACAAGAAUUUUUAUAUCAAAUUAAUUCAUAAGAAUAGGAUUCAAAAUAUGGCCGUCGUCCGAGUUUUUGCGUCGUGCAGUCUGACAGAAGUUUACCGACGUUUCGGAGGUCGCUUGCUGCGAUAAUCGCCCUGAUGAUGGAGGCAGCAAGAACCUCUGAAACGUCGGUGAACUUCUGCCAGACGCAACGAGCCAGUGGGCAACCGCGGUUAUUUUAUACGAAUUUAAAAUAAUUCCUUGUUGAUGCAACGUCGUGCGACUUACAUUAUCAGACUUUGAUAAGUCAUUCUUGUAAAGUAGUUUAGUGGUAAUGACAAUUCUCAAGUGUUAUGACAGUAUUACCGCAUAUCAACAAAUACGUUUCAUGUUUUAUAAGUGUUAAAAAGAACAACAACAACAACACAGAAACAAAAAAUGCUGACGGUGUGGACCGAUCUCAGAGAAAAUAGGUCCUUUUGUAAAUAUUACGAUACGCUUAUAAUAUUGCCACGAAAUUGUAUGUGAUCUGAGGUUAUAGUUCCUAUAUUUAUUUAAGCAUUAAGUGAUGUUUAAGUAUGUUUAUAAAGAGGCAAACUAAUAAGACAGUUUGUUUCUUAGAGGAACAACAAAACUGCAUUAAGCUGGAGAAUGAAUCUUAUUGGAAACAUUGGGACGAGGUUCUGAUUGUGAUAUUGUUACAGAACAUGUAAUUUAUGUAUUUUUGUUCUGUUUCCAAAAAAGGUUCUUUCUAUUAGAUCAUUUGCAAUACGUAAUUUAAUUUUGUGACCACAGGAUAUAUCGACCCUGUUCUACCUUGGACACAAAAGUACAGCUGAAUGAGUGAUUCCUCGUUCAUUUUAAGUACCGCGUGUCAUUCCGCUUAAUUUAUUUAAUAAUUUAUUCUGAAGUCUUGAAUCCGUGUGUUCAAUUUGUAUUAUCAUCAUGUGCCAUUAAUUUAUUGAAUAUUUAUUGAUGAUCAAACUUUUAUUGUCUUAAAUUAUGAUAAUAUUAAA